AUGAGGACAGCCGCUUGGAACUGUAGAGGAUUAGGUAAUGACCUCGCAGUUCAACGUCUAAAGGAGAUAAAGAAGACUUACUCUCCAGACAUCAUUUUCCUCUUUGAAACAAAACAAGGAGACGACGCUGUUCGAGGCAUAGUUGCAGAGCUAGGUUAUGAUCGAGUUGUAACAGUCCCUCCUAUACGCAUGUUCACGUUAAUGGAUUUGGUUUUUACUUGUCGUGUGUUUAUGGAUCUUAAGCAUACUGGGAAUCCUUUCUCUUGGGUAGGAAAGCGUUAUAGCCAUGACGUUGCUUGCUGUUUAGACCGUACCAUGGUAAAUUCUGAGUGGUUAGCUCAAUAUCCUGCGUCUCAUGUGGAGUUCUUGGAGCUCCUUGAAUCAGAUCAUAGACCGGUCAUCACUACCAUCUCCAACGAUUUUACACCUCGAAAAGGUCACAUCUAUUUCGACUCAAGAUUGACGAUCCAUUUCCAUUUGGAAAAAAAAGGAAACAGAACAAACUCUCAGGAAGAGAUAGGUAUAUUGAAGAAACUACUCGACCAAGCUCAUACCAAUGGCUCUCCUACGCACCAUAUUCGUGAUCUCCGGAUGAAGCUUAGUUGUGCUUAUAAGGAAGAAGAAGAGUUUUGGAGAAUCAAAAAUCAUAAAACAUGGCUAGCAAGUGGUGAUCGUAACACCAAGUAUUUCUUCGCAACUGCAAAAAGCCAUACUGCUCGAAAUAAACUGUACUCCAUUCUUGAUGAUGAGAGAUUUGAGCAUUGUGGAGAUAGUCAGAUUGGAAAGGUAGCAGAAUCCUAUUUCACAAAGCUUUUUAAAAGUGAGUUGUCGCCACAGAACAACCAUUAUCACGUUUUUCGAGACUUCAAACAAAGAGUCACACCAGCAAUCAACCAGGAUUUAACUAAGCCAGUCACGGAGGAGGAAAUCAAGUAUGCAGUUUUUGAUAAUGGUGCUACAAAAGCUCCGGGACCUGAUGGUUUCACCGGAGCUUUCUAUCAGAAUUUUUGGGAUACUACAAAAGACGCAGUUUCACAGGAGGUUCGUAAUUUCUUUGAUCAAGGAGUCUUCGACAAGUCGCUAAAUCAUACCAACAUCUGCUUAAUUCCCAAGAAUACUGAAGCGAACCACAUGAGUGAGUUUCUGCCAAUAGCCUUAUGCAAUGUCAGUUACAAGAUUAUCUCCAAAGUUUUGGUUGGGAGAUUAAAACAACAUCUUCAUCUUAUCAUCUCUGAAGAACGAGCAGCCUUUAUUCCUGGCAGAAUCAUAACAGAUAAUGUACUCAUAGCACAUGAGCUCAUCCAUGCGCUAAAAGUGAAAAGGCGAUGUGCAAAUUCCUACAUGGCGAUCAAAACAGACAUCACUAAAGCCUAUGAUCGUCUCGAGUGGGAUUUCCUACAAGUAACAAUGUUUAAAUUUGGGUUUGAUGUCAAAUGGAUUCAAUGGAUCAUGACCUAUGUCAGAACUCCAACAUUUUCAGUCAACAUUAACGGCAAUCCGCAGGGCUUUAUACAACCAAAACGGGGCAUAAGCCAUAUGAUGAAACGGGCUGAGGCGCAAGGUAUGAUAAAAGGAAUGAAGAUCAGCAAUGCCAGUCCUUCUAAAGCUUCGGGACAACAAAUCAACAAGAGAAAAUCUUCAUUAACGUUUGGAAAAUGGGUUCCAGAAGCCCUUAAGACACAAAUAAGGCAUCGUCUACAGAUUCAUAAUGAUGGUGGUUGUGGCAAGUAUUUGGGACUGCCAGAACAAUUUGGUCAAAAAAAGAUAGAGAUGUUUCAAUAUAUUGUGGAGAAGGUUCAAAACAGAACGAAGGGUUGGAACAACAAAUUUCUAUCCCACCGUGGUAAGGAGAUCUUAUUGAAAGCGAUAGCGCUUGCAAUGCCGGUUUAUACGAUGAAUUGCUUUAAGAUUCCAAAAUGGAUCUGUGAAGAAAUAGAGAGGAUCAUUGCCAACUACUGGUGGAAUACUCAACAAAAUGGAAAUGCAGUUCAUUGGGUAGCAUGGGAUCGUUUAAAGUAUAUGAAGAAAGAAGGAGGACUUGGUUUUCGUGACAUAGAACAGUUUAAUGAAGCUCUACUUGCCAAACAAGCCUGGAGAAUACUGCAGCAUCCGAACAGCCUCAUGUCACGUAUACUUAAAGGAAGAUACUUUUCAGAUUCAAACAUACUCGAUGCUACAAGAGGAACACAACCUUCUUUCGGAUGGCAAUCUUUACUUGUUGGUCGUGAUCUCCUUAAAAAAGGGUUACGAUUUACUGUAGGUGACGAAACAAGCAUCAAGACAUGGACAGACCCUUGGUUGCCAGUACACCCUCCGAGACCCCCACGGCUAGCUAAGAAUAUACAAGGCGACUCAUCCACAGUAAACACUCUUUUCUUGCCAAACAGAAGCAGUUGGAAUGAGAGCUUAGUUCGUGACAAGGUUUAUCUGGAUGAUGUCAAUCAUAUUCUCUUGAUUAAGAAAAGUCAUUGGCAGAAUCAGGACUACCUAGGAUGGCACUAUACUGAAAAUGGUAUAUACCCUGUCAAGUCUGGCUACUGGCUCGCAACCCAUCUUCCAGAACAAGAAUUUCAAGUCAGACCUCCUUAUGGAAAUCCACAACUAAAAACAGAUAUCUGGAAAACAAAACUUCCUCCAAAAUUCAAGCACUUCCUCUGGCGUAUGUCUUUUCGCACUUUGGCUACCGGAGAUGAAUUAGAGCGACGUCAUAUCUCUACAAACCCAUUUUGCAAACGAUGUGUUCAUGUUGUUGAAACUACCGAACAUCUUUUCUUUACCUGUCCCAAUGCUAUGCAGAUCUGGAGAUGUUCUAAUAUCCCUAUCAGAAGUCUUCUAAACCCAAAUGAGCACCUCGAGGACAAACUCAAGGCGAUUCUAGAAUUUUAUAAACAGAGGAGUCACUAUGACCGUCUCUCCCUUCUUCCGUUCUGGAUUCUUUGGAAAAUUUGGACAAGUCGUAACAAGCUCAUUUUUCAGAAGAUAAAUCACACUUGGCAGAGAUUGCUGAGGGAAGCUAAGCAAGAAACGGAUGAAUGGCUAGCUAUCAUUCCUCCACCCUCACGAGUUAAUCCUCAAGUCCCAUGCUCUACCAUCAGUAGUAAAAGGAACAGUUCUAACUGGCAAAAACCACCUUAUGGAUGGGUUAAGUGUAAUUAUGAUGGCAGUUUUCUCGAUGAAGACAGACAAGCAACGUCCGGUUGGAUAGUUCGUGAUGAUCAAGGACAUUUUAAAGAAGCAGGUCAAGUAACGGGGGCUAAAGUCAAGUCAGCUUUUGAAGCGGAGUGUCAAAGUUUAAUAUUUGCUAUGCAGCAAACAUGGAGGAAUGGGUACACAAACGUUAUUUUUGAAGGAGACUGUCAAAGUUUGGUAACGGCGAUCAACAAUUCUUCUCUAUGUUUUGACAUCUAUAACUGGAUACAAGAGAUAAAAGGAUGGGCGACAAGAUUUAACAAUGUUGUUUUCCGAUGGACCUCAAGGCAAUCGAACCAUUUAGCGGAUCAGCUAGCUAAAGUUCAGCGUGAGAGGAACAUAGAAUCCUCUUUGUACUUUUCAAUUCCUUUUUGUAUUUUGGCUGAUUUCAACUCGGUAUUCUAUAUUUCAUAA
This is a messenger RNA of Camelina sativa (false flax), 3603 nucleotides long. NCBI's taxonomy places the organism in Eukaryota, Viridiplantae, Streptophyta, Magnoliopsida, Brassicales, Brassicaceae. The record is from RefSeq and is a predicted model, not a curated record.